UGCACGGGAAAGCGACAGCGUGCAGCUGCGCCCCCGUUCGACUAUCGGCGAUAAGCCCAGGUAUAUGAGAGCGCGCCGGCCUCUUCUGCCAGGUUUUGUCUCACAUACGGACGCCGGUAGACGACGAACUGUUCAGGAUGCGUCGCUACUCAAUCACAUUCCUGCCUCUUCUACUAAUGAGUGCCUGCGGAGCGCAGAAGCUCCUCACACUGGAAGAAUGCAAAGAUGAAAAGAGCCCUGGCUUCAAGAACGUCACCAUUUCUCCUUGCGACAAAGAUCCAUGCGUGAUCAAGACUGGCGACAAAUACAACGUCACUUUUUACGCGGAAGCGACUGACGACGCAGACUACCUGAUGGUGACCACGCUGGACCAGCAGCACACCGACACGACCAACGUUCAGUCUGCGCACUCGAUAAGCUGUCACUUCCUCGACAUUCCUUGCAACGUGACCAAGGGAGAGGUGUUCCGAGGAUCGGUGACACUCAGAAUACUCAGUGCAUUCGUUCCCGGCAACGUGACCUAUGAGCUUGAAGUAGGCAACGACAAGGCAACUUUCGCAUGCGGAGUCACCAAGCUGAUCGUCGAAUGAACGUGCUGAAGACGAGUCGCUCGGCAAAGAAAAAAAAAAAAAACACGCAAAAUGAGUCUGCCGUGCUUACAGGAAUUGGCUGCUGCAAGACUUUUUUUUUCCGCAGGACGAGCUGCCGCUGCUUUCCUCCAUCAUGUUGUGACGGUAGAAUCAGCGACCCGAAACCAUCGCGUACUUCUAAUGCUCUGUCCUCUAUCUAGCAACAGAAAUUUUCGCUAUAUGUAAACAAUUUAUUAAACGCAUCGCAGUAUGCACUCGUUUAUGUAACCUUGCUUGGCGUCGCAAUUCUGAAGUAAUAAAUACAGCAGAAUUGAAUAUA
Messenger RNA from Rhipicephalus sanguineus (brown dog tick), 909 nucleotides. RefSeq lists its product as uncharacterized. The record is from RefSeq and is a predicted model, not a curated record. Lineage: Eukaryota; Metazoa; Arthropoda; Arachnida; Ixodida; Ixodidae. The transcript is spliced from 4 exons. The coding region runs from base 138 to 590 and encodes 150 amino acids.